Messenger RNA from Taeniopygia guttata (zebra finch), 2468 nucleotides. The record is from RefSeq and is a predicted model, not a curated record. NCBI's taxonomy places the organism in Eukaryota, Metazoa, Chordata, Aves, Passeriformes, Estrildidae.
UCCAAUUUUUGCCAUUUUUGGUCAAAUUUUUGCCGUUUUCGGUCAAAUUUUGGCCAUUUUGGUGGAUUUGGGACCUUCUGGGUGGGUGGAGAACCUUUGGAGAACCUCAUGAAGGUCCACCUGGAGAACCUUCUGAAGGUCCACCAAAGGAGAACUUUGGAGUUGGAGAAAGAAACUUAUGGAGGUGGAGACUCCACCCCAAAAAUUUGGUGGGUUUGGGACCUUCUGGGUGGGUGGAGAAUCUUUGGAGAACCUUCUGAAGGUCCACCUGGAGAACCUCAUGAAGGUCCACCAGGAGAACUUUGGAGGAGGAGAAAGAAACUUAUGGAGGUGGAGACUCCACCCCAAAUAUUUGGUGGAUUUGGGACCUUCUGGGUGGGUGGAGAACCUUUGGAGAACAUUGAUGAAGGUCCACCAGGAGAACUUUGGAGGUGGAGAAAGAAACUUAUGGAGGUGACGACUCCACCCCAAAAAUUUGGUGGAUUUGGGACCUUCUGGGUGGGUGGAGAACCUUUGAAGAACCUUCUGAAGGUCCACCUGGAGAACCUUCUGAAGGUCCACCAGGAGAACUUUAGAGGUGGAGAAAGAAACUUAUGGAGGUGGAGACUCCACCCCAAAAGUUUGGUGGAUUUGGGACCUUCUGGGUGGGUGAAGAACUUCAGAAGAACCUUAUGAAGGUCCACCUGGAGAACCUUCUGAAGGUCCACCAAAGGAGAACUUUGGAGGUAGAGAAAGAAACUUGUGGAGGUGGAGACUCCACCCCAAAAAUUUGGUGGAUUUGGGACCUUCUGGGUGGGUGGAGAACCUUUGGAGAACCUCAUGAAGGUCCACCUGGAGAACCUUCUGAAGGUCCACCAGGAGAACUUUGGACCUUCAGAAAUAAACUUAUGGAGGUGGAGACUCCACCCACAAAAUGUGGUGGAUUUGGGACCUUCUGGGUGGGUGGAGAACCUUUGGAGAACCUCAUGAAUGUCCACCAAAGGAGAACUUUGGAGCUUCAAAAAGAAACUUAUGGAGGUGGAGACUCCACCCCAAAAAUUUGGUGGAUUUGGGACCUUCUGGGUGGGUGGAGAACCUUUGGAGAACCUUCUGAAGGUCCACCUGGAGAACCUUCUGAAGGUCCACCAAAGGAGAACUUUGGAGGUGGAGUAAGAAACUUAUGGAGAUGGAGACUCCACCCCAAAAAUUUGGUGGAUUUGGGACCUUCUGGGUGGGUGGAGAACCUUUGGAGAACCUUCUGAAGGUCCACCUGGAGAACCUCAUGAAGGUCCACCAAAGGAGAACUUUGGAGGUGGAAAAACAAACUUAUGGAGGUGGAGACUCCACCCCAAAAAUUUGGUGGAUUUGGGACCUUCUGGGUGGGUGGAGAACCUUUGGAGAACCUUCUGAAGGUCCACCUCGAGAACAUUGAUGAAGGUCCACCAGGAGAACUUCGGAGGUGGAGAAAGAAACUUAUGGAGGUGGAGACUCCACCCCAAAAAUUUGGUGGAUUUCGGACCUUCUGGGUGGGUGGAGAACCUUUGAAGAACCUCAUGAAGGUCCACCAGGAGAACCUCAUGAAGGUCCACCAAAGGAGAACUUUGGAGGUGGAGAAAGAAACUUAUCGAGGUGGAGACUCCACCCCAAAAAUUUGGUGGAUUUGGGACCUUCUGGGUGGGUGGAGAACCUUCUGAAGGUCCACCUGGAGAACCUUCUGAAGGUCCACCAGAGGAGAACUUUGGAGGUGGAGAAAGAAACUUAUGGAGGUGGAGACUCCACCCCAAAAAUUUGGUGGAUUUGGGACCUUCUGGGUGGGUGGAGAACCUUUGGAGAACCUUCUGAAGGUCCACCUGGAGAACCUUCUGAAGGUCCACCAGAGGAGAACUUUGGAGGUGGAAAAACAAACUUAUGGAGGUGGAGACUCCACCCCAAAAAUUUGGUGGAUUUGGGACCUUCUGAGUGGGUGGAGAACCUUUGAAGAACCUUCUGAAGGUCCACCUGGAGAACCUCAUGAAGGUCCACCAAAGGAGAACUUUGGAGGUGGAGAAACAAAAUUAUGGAGGUGGAGACUCCACCCACAAAAUUUGGUGGAUUUGGGACCUUCUGGGUGGGUGGAGAACCUUUGGAGAACCUUCUGAAGGUCCACCUGGAGAACCUCAUGAAGGUCCACCAGAGGAGAACUUUGGAGGUGGAAAAACAAACUUAUGGAGGUGGAGACUCCACCCCAAAAAUUUGGUGGAUUUGGGACCUUCUGGGUGGGUGAAGAACUUCAGAAGACCCUCAUGAAGGUCCACCUGGAGAACCUCAUGAAGGUCCACCAAAGGAGAACUUUGGAGGUGGAGAAAGAAACUUAUGGAGGUGGAGACUCCACCCCAAAAAUUUGGUGGAUUUGGGACCUUCUGGGUGGGUGGAGAACCUUUGGAGAACCUUAUGAAGGUCCACCUGGAGAACCUCAUAAAGGUCCACCAAAGGAGAACUUUGGAGGUGGA